This is a messenger RNA of Hibiscus syriacus, 1070 nucleotides long. Its product is annotated as cytochrome P450 78A9-like. Bases 51 to 1055 code for a protein of 334 amino acids. The record is from RefSeq and is a predicted model, not a curated record. NCBI's taxonomy places the organism in Eukaryota, Viridiplantae, Streptophyta, Magnoliopsida, Malvales, Malvaceae. The transcript has a single exon. Gene Ontology annotation, molecular function: iron ion binding; monooxygenase activity; heme binding.
AAACCAUUUACUCAGAGAAACAAACGUCCAAUCUUUUCUUCUUCAUCUUCAUGGAGACGAACUCGGAUUGCUUCUGGGUUUUAUUUCUCGCAUCCAAAUGCAAGUAUUUUUCUUACCAAAACUCCAUCGUGCUUGUUGUUUUUGUUUGCAUGGCCUGGUUGGCCAUGGCCUUGUGCUUCUGGUUCUUCCCUGGAGGUCCUGCUUGGGGCAAGUAUAAUUGGUUGACCAAGAAAGCUUCCAGUAACGCCAUUCCAGGACCGCGAGGCUUUCCGAUUGUUGGAAGCAUGAACCUCAUGGUUAACCUAGCUCACCACAAGCUUUGCGCUGCAGCUAAAUCCUUUGGUGCAAAGCGGCUCAUGGCUUUUAGCUUGGGUGAAACACGGGUUAUCAUCACAUGCAAUCCCGAUGUUGCCAAGGAGAUUCUUAAUAGUUCUGUUUUCGGUGAUCGUCCGGUGAAAGAGUCGGCUUAUAGUUUGAUGUUCAACAGAGCGAUCGGUUUCGCUCCUUAUGGUGUUUACUGGCGGACACUGAGAAGAAUCGCUGCAACACAUCUGUUUUGCCCUAAACAAAUUAGUUCCACCGAGGCACAAAGGCUGGACAUCGCGUCUCAAAUGGUGUCCAUCAUUGCAUGUUGUCGUGGAGAGUUCUCCGUACGCCAUUUACUCAAGAAAGCUUCACUGAACAACAUGAUGAGCUCAGUGUUUGGAAGUAAAUAUCAUCUGGGAUCAUCGAAUCCUGAAACAGAAGAACUCAGCCAGCUUGUUGAAGAAGGUUACGACCUACUAGGGAAGCUCAAUUGGUUUGAUCAUCUUCCAUGGCUUGGUGGCUUAGACAUUCAAAAAAUCCGGCUUCGAUGCUCGGAACUUGUUCCCAGAGUGAACAAUUUUGUGAACAAAAUCAUCCAGGAGCAUAAACUCCGAAUUGGAGCAAAAAACCAUGAUUUUGUCGACGUUUUACUUUCUCUCAACGGAUCUGAUAGGCUCUCGGAAAACGAUAUGAUUGCCGUUCUUUGGGUAAGAAACAAGCUUAUCGGCAAUUGCCAUGAUAAUUCAUGAAGAAAGCAAUUUACU